This is a messenger RNA of Elaeis guineensis (African oil palm), 3314 nucleotides long. NCBI's taxonomy places the organism in Eukaryota, Viridiplantae, Streptophyta, Magnoliopsida, Arecales, Arecaceae. The record is from RefSeq and is a predicted model, not a curated record.
GACUCCCUUAUUUUAUGUGGUCUGGAUUGUGAGAUGUCAGCAUCUUCCUCAUGCUUAGGAACGCAGUAUGGUGAGAGGGAGGGAGGGGUAAGGAACCAAGGGAGGACCAAAUGGUUUUAAGAGAAGAUUUAGGUCUACCAACUGGUGGUUGGAAGAUUGAACACCUUAACAAUUCCAGCACCAACUCCCAAGAUUGAAGGAGAUAGGACGGUCCUUCAGACUUGGCUAAGAAGAGAGGUAAAAGAAGAGAUAGAAAAGAGAGAAACAGAAGCCAUUCUCAUGCCUUUUUGAAGGUGAGGAGGGAGUACUAUUCUCACGUGCAAGUUUAGAAUGUUGGGUCCGAUGAUGAUAAUCUAAUGAGAUUGUGUGUGUGUGUGCGAGUGAGAGAGAGAGAGGGAGGGGAAGAAAUUUUAAAAAAGAAUCAUUACUGCACUUAUUAUAUUAGUCUGGGUGGUGGUAUUGGAGAUGAGUAAUAUUAUAUAGGAGGAGGAGCAAAGGAAGGAAAAGAAAUCGCAAGGGGGCUGGGUGGUGAUUUGAAUCCUUGGGAUCGGUUUGUCUCCGUAUUGGGAGAACUUCCCACCGCGGAUCGGCUGCGAAUUCGUGCUUUCCUGCUCCCCAUAAGGUGCACAGCAGCCCUCCUCCAGCGGCUUCACUCUAAACAAAGUUGGUCGUGAGCGUGGUUCUUUCAUGGCUGAACAGGUGGAACAACUAUGAACAGUUUGCUGCUGAUUACUAUUCCGAUCAUUGUAUCAAGAGGACUCGAGCUUUCUGUAUUCUGAAAAGUAAUACAGUUGGGAGCCUUCCUGACUCCUCAUGACAGGCAGCUAGCCUACUACUGUACCCAAUAUUGUAAUGAUUUAUUCUUCAUCUCCUGCUAUUUCUGAAGAUCUCGAACUGCUUGAAAUCGAGGGAGAGAGAAAUGGCUACUUUCUACACCAGCUCUACCAAUCAAAGAGAUGCCAUGCCAAACCUGUGUCUAAGGGAUCCAGGUCAUACUCCAUAUCCUGAGCCAUCAAUUACUGGCAACAUGCUAUAUCUUAACUAUCCAUCUUCUAGUCCAUAUUCAGAUGCUUUGACAGGCGAUGCUCAAUCACAGCAGAACUCUGUCGAGCUCCCUGUUCCCACUGCUAUGAUUUCACAAGGCUCAUCUGUGGAAGGUGCUCACAUGGUGUCUUCUCAUCUUGGCAAAAAUGCUUAUAAUGCUUGGAGGGAUGGGAGAAUUGAGAUGUCAUUCAUGCAAACAAUUGGUGGGCCAAUAAGUGGUUCAGGAAAUCUUGUUCGCAAUUCUGUUAGUAAUGAAUGCCAGAUGGGUCUGCAGACACAGUUGGGCACCUUAAAUGGACAGAACUUGUCUUUGCAGCAGUCAAAUGUUUCCACCAUGCAAAACCAAGGACUGUCACUGAGCCUUAGCACAGAAAUUCUGGUUCCUUCAUUUCAAUACAGGCCUACUAGCUCAGACAUAUCUCUCUUUGGGCCACACCAGUCAAAUUUAGGUAAUGGUGGCUCAUGUAGAGAUGAUGACUCUGGAAACAAAAAUAUGCAUGCUAACCUCUCUCCUUAUGGAGUUUCUAGUCAUACAAGUUCCGUUCCAAAUUCUAAGUAUCUCAAGGCAGCACAAGAGUUACUUGUUGAAGUUGUUAAUGUCCGGAAGGCUUUGAAGCACAAGGCAGAUAACGGCCAAAGUGUCCAUUCUUCUGCUGGUACCACUGGUUGUAAGGAUACUGAUGGGGCAUCAAAGAGUGAAGGGAUGCCUUCGAACCCUCAAGAGUCCACUGCCAACUCUUCUAGUGAGCUCUCACCCUCUGAAAGACAGGACCUUCAGAACAAGGUCACGAAACUGUUGGCUAUGUUGGAUGAGGUCGAUAGCAGAUACAAACAAUAUUACCAUCAAAUGCAGAUUGUAGUGUCAUCAUUUGACAUCAUUGCAGGUUUUGGAGCUGCUAAACCUUAUACUGCACUUGCCCUUCAGACAAUCUCUCAGCACUUCCGCUGCCUCAGAGAUGCCAUUGGUGGUCAGAUUCGAGCUACACGGAAAAGCCUUGGAGAACAAGACAGUUCAAUUAGCCAGGGAGGUGGAAUUGCUCGCCUCCGUUACAUAGACCAGCAGCUAAGGCAACAGAGGGCCAUGCAGCAGUUUGGUAUGAUGCAACAACAUUCUUGGAGGCCACAGCGGGGGUUACCCGAGUCAUCUGUAUCAAUUCUCCGUGCUUGGCUGUUUGAGCACUUCCUUCAUCCUUACCCAAAGGAUUCUGAGAAGCUGAUGCUUGCAAGACAGACAGGCUUGACAAGGAGUCAGGUUUCAAACUGGUUCAUUAAUGCACGAGUUCGGCUUUGGAAACCGAUGAUUGAGGACAUGUACAAAGAAGAGUUUGGUGGCACUGAGAUUGACUCAAACUCUUCAUCAGAGAAUCCGCCCAAAUGUAAGGAUGAGAUCCGAUCUUCGGAGGACCGGGAGGACUUACAAAACUUCUCAGCAGAAAGAAGCCAGACAAACCAACUUAAUGACUCAAAGUCCAAAGCCAUCCACACCAUGGAUACAGGUCGGGCUUCUGCCAGCUUUCAACAUGAAACAAAUUCUAAUAAUGCUUAUAUGAAUCUUAAACUGAAUGAGCAAAGACCAACUAGCGAUGAUGGUAGCCUUCUGCAAGACACUCUUACCCACUCGGAUGGGAGUGGGAGGUAUAUGGCAUAUCAGAUGGCUGAGGUGGGUCGGUAUGGGAACACUGGGUUCUCACUCACAUUGGGCCUACAACACUGCGAUGGAAGCGUUCCUAUAUCAAACAAUCAGCACCGCUUUCUUACAGUGAGGGGGGAAGAUAUUUAUGGUGCAGCUGCUCCAAUUGGAGCUGAUACGGCUGAUUAUGAGUUCAUGAAUAUGGAGGAUCGGCAGCACAGAUUCGGCUCAUCAAAUCUACAGCAUGAUUUUGUUGCUUGAAGCACCCAUUGUUGCAGUGGUGGCUGUUCACAUUUAUGACGUUGGAAUAAUAUGCAUGAAGCUGCCGUUCGAUACCGCUUGCAAUUGUUAAAGAAGAAAGAACCAUGAAGCUGCCAUUCGAUACCACUUGCAAUUGUUAUAGAACAAAGAACUUUAGGUUGAUAUACGCUGUAAUAUAGGAGUGAGAUAAAGCGAGUUGGUGGAAUAUACAGGGUAGCAUGUUGUAAAGAUAGAAGCAUAAUUUUGUGUAAUGUGUAAUCUGUUAAAGAAGAGAAUAUGUAACACUAUUAUUUGAGUAUCAUCCUUUUGUAUGCUGUUGGAAUGGCUUUAGCCCUAGUGUGAUAAUAAAAUUUCAAGAACCCGUGAUGGUUAUAGGUCC